UUUUCGAAUUUCUCUCACAAAUUUUCAUUUCCCUGCCUGCCUGAACAGUCUCUCUCUCUAUCUCUCUUCCCAAAAGGCCAAAACCCUACGUUAUAAAAAAUUGGGAUUGCUCCUCCUCUUCCACUUGGCGCAAAAUCUUGGUUGUCGCGAAGAACAAGAACGAGAUUCUCAAUUCAAUAACGAAACCCUAAUUUCUUCGAAGAAAAGCUCAUCGUCGAUACAGCGAUCGAUUCCAUUACCUUUUCCAACUAUGGCUGGAAGGGUUAUUAUUAACUUGAUUGUGGUGGGCUCUGGCAUGUUAGCAAAGGCUUUUGUUCAGGCAUACCGUCAAGCACUUGCAAACGCCUCAAAAACCGGUGUUGCCCAAGAAACAUUAAACAACACAGUCCGCAAAGCAAGCAAAGCGAUGACAGAGCAAGAAGCUAGGCAGAUUCUUGGGGUCUCUGAUCAAACUGCUUGGGAGGAGAUUUUGAAGAAAUAUGAUGCUUUGUUUGAGAGGAAUGCGAAGAAUGGGAGCUUUUAUCUUCAGUCGAAGGUUCACAGAGCCAAGGAAUGUUUAGAGGCUUUCUAUAGAGACAAAGGUCAGGGUAACCCUAGUUGAAAACUCAGCGAAGGUCUCUUUGCAUGUAGUGUACCUUGCUCCCUUGAUUUUGUUUUUAAUAUUCUGGUAGUCUUGGAACUCUACCGUGGUCACUCUUGACGGAAUUGUAUAAAUCAUAAAAAUGAAUCACUUUGCAAAUCUGAUGGACAAGCUGUCUCUGGAUCAGGAUGAUUAAUGUCUAAGUGACAAGAUUGGACGUGUUCUCUUCGUCUCAAAA
Quercus lobata is the source of this 818-nucleotide messenger RNA. It is a transcript of the gene TXR1, whose product is annotated as Protein Transporter, Pam16. The coding region runs from base 251 to 601 and encodes 116 amino acids. NCBI's taxonomy places the organism in Eukaryota, Viridiplantae, Streptophyta, Magnoliopsida, Fagales, Fagaceae. The transcript is spliced from 4 exons. Gene Ontology annotation, cellular component: TIM23 mitochondrial import inner membrane translocase complex. The record is from RefSeq and is a predicted model, not a curated record. Gene Ontology annotation, biological process: protein import into mitochondrial matrix.